AAUCGCGUAACGAUCGUGAUCGUUGCAAGUCGUACACAAGUUCUACAUUGUUUGGACUAGGCGAAUAGUCACUUGUGUGCACCACCAAUUGCAGCUUCUCCAUAUAAUUUCGACCGUGACUGGAAUCACGUAGCUCGGAAUUCCCAACAGCGAAACGUUUUAAUUGCGUAGAGGGAGAAAUAGCCCGCGAGUAUAGUGGCAACAGGGUUGAAAGGUCGCAACACCCGCGUGAUGUACAAUGAAAAUGGAUAUGUGCACUGCGGAAUUUCCAUAGUUGCUAAUCCAUCAUAAUUUGUUUGAUUCAAAUGAACCAUCUCUCGCACGACAGUUAAUUACAUACCAACAAGAAUUUCUUAAUACAAUUUUGUUUUUGCACUUGUGACGCUUAUUAAAAAUGAGGUUGCACUCGGUUGCUUGAGAAAAUAUAUGCAAAUGCAUAUACUUUCUUGGGAGGAAGAAAGAUAAGUCUUGCAAAUUGAAUCGGACCAGUUCAGUGGUCACAGUCCGUCACGAGUCAGACAUGGCGGAUAAUGGAGUGCCACAGCUACUGUCAGUCCACAUUUCAAUACCGCAUUCAUGGUCUUACGGGCAAUGCUUAUAUAAAUAGCAUUCAUCGAACUUUCCGAUACUUAUUAAGUAUUGAAGUUGUCGUUGCGGAGCUGCGGAAAGUCUGCCAUUGCGAAUUGCGACGCAUUGCUCAAUCGACAAUAACAGCGAGAGAAAAAGCCGUGCAGCGGGAAAAAUCUCGAACGCGUGCAAGAGAGGGAACGGUGCGCGAUCGGCUUGGAGACCGCGGCUUUGAUAGACGCCACAGGAAAGGGAGAAAGAAGGCGUCGGAGUUCGGAAGACGAGUGGGAAAAGAGGAGAGCGUAUAUACGUGCGAGGGAAAUAGUGGAGAUUCCGCGGUUUUCGAGUAUGCGGGCGAGAAACGAAAGAGAAAAUAAGAGUAAAAAGGAAGCGAAUUAUUGGUCGACAUAGAGAAAAACGAAGGAUGCUGUAGAGGCGAUGAAGGGGAGAGGGGAAAAUGAUAGGAAGGCAGACAGCUGCGGAGAGACUGAGAGGACAAAAAUAACGAUGAAGAGAGAGGUGAGAGGAGCGAACGAGAUAGAAGAAGAAGAAGUAGAGAGGAGAGAAGAUAGAAGGGACAGAGAGGAAGCGGAAGGGAGAAGGAAAAGGAGAUGAGAGGGAUGAUGCUGAAGGGCGAGAGGUACAGCUGGGUUGCAGCACGAGUAACGAAGAGAGGGAAUCGAUGUGAGUGUGAGACACUGGUGGGGAAGCACCAAUCAAUAGACGCGCGGCGGCGCUCCACCUGUCAACGCGCGGAGAUAAACAUAGGUGCCAUUUUUGAGCAAGGUACCGACGAAGUACAGAACGCCUUCAAGUUUGCAAUGAUGAGCCACAACCAGAAUAUUACAACUCGCAAGUUUGAACUGCAAGCCUUUGUGGAUGUAAUUAAUACCGCGGAUGCUUACAAGCUAUCCCGCCUCAUCUGCAGCCAGUUCAGUAGAGGUGUAUCUUCGAUGUUGGGCGCUGUGAGUCCAGACUCGUUCGAUACGCUACAUUCAUACAGCAACACCUUCCAAAUGCCAUUCGUGACACCCUGGUUCCCCGAAAAGGUCCUGACACCAUCCUCGGGUCUCUUGGACUUCGCCAUAAGUAUGCGACCGGAUUACCAUCGUGCUAUCAUCGAUACGGUGCGAUACUAUGGUUGGAAGAAAAUCAUCUACCUCUAUGACUCCCACGAUGGACUACUCAGGCUGCAGCAGAUUUAUCAGGGGUUGAAACCAGGCAACGACUCCUUUCAAGUCGAAACCGUCAAGAGAAUACAGAACGUGUCAGAGGCGAUCGAUUUCCUACGUAGCUUGGAGGAGCUUAAUCGAUGGAGUAACAAAUACGUCGUUCUCGACUGUCCAACGGACAUGGCGAAAGAUAUCGUUGUGAGUCAUGUGAGAGACGUAGCCUUGGGAAAGAGGACGUAUCAUUAUCUGCUGAGUGGCUUGAUAAUGGACGACCGAUGGGAGAGCGAAGUGAUCGAGUAUGGCGCCAUCAACAUCACGGGCUUUCGCAUCGUGGACGCCACUCGACCUCACGUCAAGGAUUUCUUAGCCAACUGGCAUCGUCAGGAUCCCGCCACGUCUCAAGGCGCCGGUCGUGAAUCCAUUUCCGCACAAGCCGCUCUGAUGUACGACGCUGUGUUCGUCCUGGUUGAAGCCUUCAACAAACAUUUGAGAAAGAGGAAUGACAAAAAUAAUAUGAGACGAGUAACAUCGACCAGCAAUCAGACUAUAAACGGAACCAAACCUUUAGACUGCUACCACAAUCGCGGUUGGGUUACUCCGUGGGAACACGGCGAUAAAAUCUCCAGACUUUUAAGAAAGGUCGAGAUCGAAGGAUUGACGGGAGAGAUACGAUUCAACGACGAUGGCCGACGACAGAAUUAUACGCUUCACGUCGUCGAAAUGACUGUCAACAGCGCUAUGGUGAAAGUUGCUGAAUGGACCGAUGAGGCUGGUUUUCAACCAAUAGCCGCAAAAUACGUGCGACUUCGUCCGCACGAAAUCGAAAAGAAUAAAACCUACAUCGUUACUACAAUAUUGGAGGAACCUUUCAUAAUGAGGAAAGUAUCGGACACAGGUGAAGUAUUAAUGGGAAAUGACGGUUAUGAAGGAUACUGCAAAGACUUAGCUGAUCUUAUAGCGAAGAAAUUGGGCAUAUCAUACGAGCUGCGGAUCGUGAAGGACAGAAAACACGGCACGGAGAACCAGGACGUUUCAGGCGGUUGGGACGGUAUGGUCGGGGAGCUUAUCAGAAAGGAAGCCGACAUAGCAAUUGCUCCUCUGACCAUCACUUCUGAACGUGAACGCGUGAUCGAUUUUAGUAAACCGUUUAUGUCUCUCGGCAUUAGUAUCAUGAUAAAAAAACCCAUUAAACAAAAACCCGGGGUCUUCAGUUUUCUGAAUCCGCUGAGCAAGGAGAUCUGGGUGUGCGUUAUUUUCUCUUACAUCGCAGUUUCUAUCGUCUUGUUUAUUGUAUCGAGGUUUUCGCCAUAUGAAUGGAGAGUUCUAACCAUAAGUGGUAGCACAGAUUCAGCUAUUAGUGGACGAAACGACCCCGGUUUGCAGCAUCCACACACGCCGCAAGGUUCUCCUCAUAUGCCAACUUCCAGCAUGGCCAACGACUUCAGCAUUGUAAAUAGCCUCUGGUUCGCUCUGGCGGCGUUUAUGCAACAGAGCUGCGAUAUCUCACCCAGAUCCAUAUCUGGUCGCAUAGCUGGCAGCGUCUGGUGGUUCUUCACUUUGAUUUUAAUAUGCUCCUACACCGCAAAUCUCGCCGCAUUUUUAACCAUCGAGAGAAUGGUCACGCCAAUUAACUCACCCGAGGAUUUAGCGGCACAGACGGAGGUCCAAUAUGGCACCAUCCUUAAUGGUACCACUCUGGAUUUUUUUCGGAAAUCUCAAAUCAAUCUCUACAACAAGAUGUGGGAAUUUAUGAACUCGCGGAGAGACGUGUUUGUACAAUCAUAUGAAGAAGGAAUAGAAAAAGUGAGAACAAGUAAAGGCAAAUAUGCGUUUUUAUUAGAAAGCCCGAUGAACGAUUACAUCAACGAGAGAGAGCCCUGCGACACGAUGAAGGUCGGGAGAAAUCUCGAUGCCAAAGGUUUUGGUGUCGCGACACCGCUAGGAUCUCCACUUAGGGAUCCCAUAAAUUUGGCGGUGCUUUCUCUGAAGGAGAAUGGAGAACUGGCAAAGUUAGUCGAACGAUGGUGGUACGAAAGAACAGAAUGCAGGCAUGGUGAUAAGCCAGAUCCUACCAGAAACGAGUUAUCGCUGAGCAAUGUAGCGGGAAUAUUUUAUAUCCUGAUCGGUGGCCUUCUUCUGGCACUCGCCGUAGCUCUCUUGGAAUUCUGCUAUAAGUCGCACACAGAGGCGACAAGAGCGAAGAUACCGCUGUCGGACGCGAUGAAGGCGAAAGCACGACUUACUAUCGGUGGUGGUCGCGAUUUCGACAAUGGACGGCGCGGGAAGAAACGAGUACUGGCUGCGGAGGUACCAACAUUGACUACGUUCGCGCCGAAGUAUUACGCACCAGCAAACGCGAUUGGGAACACCGAGAGCGAUCAAGUACACAGCAACACACAUACCCAGGUAUAAACUGCUACCAGGAAAGCCCGAGCGACAAUUCGCCCGCAAAUUCGCUACCCACACCCCCGCCGCCACCGUUGGUGGCACCACCGCCACCACCCCCGCCACCCAGGAGACCACGAAGGAACGUGACCUUCGCGGAAUCGCCACCGAAGAGCCCGAAGAAGUCUAAGAGCCCGAAAUUCAUUUUCCAACGGAAGCUCAGCAGCAUCGCGGCUCUCGACGUAGCGGUGCCAUGGACACCAGCAUCCCCACGACACUGGUCCGGCCUCAACGAUAAGCCGGAAUACAUUACUUAGACGCUAAAUCAACGAAGAAACAAUCGGCGUCUUUUCGUCGUGGCGAUCUUAACUGUUGGGGUAUCGCUACAAUGUUUGAACACUGUCGAGGAAACCCUCUUUUUGCGAUUUUGUCCAAAAGUCGAAUAAUCCAAGCUCGAGUGAUGAAGCAAUUAAAACAUGGAAGCACUGAUAUUUUUAUAGAGCAAUAAUUAUAAGAUUCUAAGGAAUUAAAAGAAGAAAAAUUGUCUCUUCGCUGUAAUACUUUUAACGCAGUACCGGACAUUUUGUAUCGGUUUCAAUAACAAUGCGUUAUAAUUAUAAGAUUUAGAAAAAGUUAAGAGACUAGUUCCUCUAAUAAAUAUUGGAGAAUACGAUUAUCUCGAUACAGAGUUACGCAAAGGACAAUUGGAUUAUGGGUACGUUUGAAUCGCGAAGAAUCGCAUUACUCGAGUCUUUGAAUUAUUCGAUAACCGGCAUAGAACCGGAUAGAACCGGCAGAUGAAAUAAACCGCACUGAGAACCUAAUGUAUUAUCCUAUUCUCCUCUCCGCGGCUACUGUCUUCUCCACUGAGGUCACGUGAUUUGAGGAAUAUAUCUAGUUGAAGAAAUAUUCACGAAUCUUUCUACUUACGGAAAGUAGCAAUUGAUGUUACUGCCAUUUUUUAAAACGACACAUUAAGAGAUUAAUAUUGGAAUUUAAAAGUAUUUUAUUACAUCUUAUUAUUAUUCUUAUCUUAUUAUAAAAAUAUACAUUCUUGGAACUCUUUAAUUAUUCGAGAAUAAAGUGACAUAAAAAUGAAAUAAAGUGGGUGUAGGACAUAUGUUAGAUCGUGGGCUUCAGAUUUGAAGAGGGAGCAGCCACAUUUUCCAUCGGCGGAAUCUUUCGUCGCCGCAAAGUUGUCGCCUCAGAAUAUCGAAAUAUCUCUUAAGCUCUAAAGCUAAUCUACAUCGGCGACGAGAACAGGGGCGGAAGUUCGACCGAAUCCUUUGUACAUUGUAAAUAACCGUGAGAGAAUCAAAUAAAAAUCAAAAAAUAACGAAUUCAUUAUCGGCGACGAUAAUGUGUUCGCCGCAAUUUUGCGAUAAUAUAAUGGUCCUGGGAUGGGUGCAUGUGCAACCAGCAACUUGAACAACACACUUACUGCCAUGAUAUGCGCGAAACGCAUGAUUAAAAAAAAAACAGCGGGUGGAAAUAGAAGAAUAUUCGCGGUGGGGCGAAAGUCCGCCAUCGCGAGUCUUAGAAACGUCACGUGCCAAAAGAGACUGUCGAUCGUGACGACGACGCUACUAUUAUUCUUAUUAUUAUGACUAGUUAUUAUGAUUAUUACUAUAAAUUACAAUUAUCGAUUACCGUGUAUAAGGGGGUAACUAUUUUGUGCAAUGCGAGAGUGGAGUCUGGCGCCGCAAACGGCGGAGUCAUGAGUUUUUUAACUGAAAGACAAUGGGUGUACAAUCGCACCGAUGCGUGAAUGUUAAGAGCGAAA
Molecule: messenger RNA, 5907 nt
Organism: Acromyrmex echinatior (Panamanian leafcutter ant)
Lineage: Eukaryota; Metazoa; Arthropoda; Insecta; Hymenoptera; Formicidae
Gene: GluRIB
Product: Glutamate receptor IB
Cellular component (GO): membrane
Molecular function (GO): ligand-gated monoatomic ion channel activity
Source: RefSeq, a predicted model, not a curated record